AAUGAAGCCAUAGGCAGUUCCCUAAUCAGUAGCAUAAAGUGAUCAUGAAUUGGAUAAACAUCAUCAUGAAAGUUAAGCAGAUGAACAUGGAGAUGAACAUCACUUUAAAGAAUAUUCACCAAAGGAACUUCAAAGUAUAAAAAUUCAAGGUGCUGUUUGUAUAAUUGGUGGUAUUGCUCUUCACUUUGUUCUUGGUACAUUUUAUCUUUGGGGGGGCAUAAGUAACAUAAUUUUAUUAAUAUAAGGUCCUUAUGUUGGUGCCUACAUGAAGAAUAGGGAUCCAAAUGUCACAUAAUCAACACUCUAAAUUGUGUUUCCAAUUUUAGGAAUAGCCACAAAUUCUGUUCUUUCCUUUGGAGUUAAGUUAGCACAAAGAAUAGGAUUUAAAACUAUGAUAGCUGGAGCUGGAUUCUUGAUUUCCCUCGCAUUUUUAAUACUGUCCUUCAUUAAUAAUAUUUAUGGAUUCAUAUUGAUAUAUUGUUUUAUGAUAGGUAUACCUUCAGGACUAGUUUAUAUGUUGCCAAUUAGUAAUUAUUUUAUAUAAUUUUAGUUUGUGGAUGGAAAUAUUUCCCAUUCAAUAGAGGAAUGGUUUCUGGAUUGAUUAUUGCUGGUUAUGGAUUUGGAGCAUUUACAUUUAACUUUAUAUGCAAAGCUAUAUGUAAUCCAAAUAAUGAAGAACCAGAGAUUCCUUUUACAGAAGAUGGAAAAACAAAAAAGUAUUUUUCAAAGGAUGUUUUUGAUAAUGUUCCUUUUAUGUUCUAGAUGUUAGCAUUGUAAAAAUAUAUUAUGAAUUGUAUUUUAGAUCAUAUUUCCUUUUAACAAUAAUUGCAACUCUAUUAGUAAAAUAUCCAAGAGAUUUGAAUUUAGAAUAUUAAUAAGUUUUAGGAGAAGGAAAUAAGAAACCAAGUGGAAUUAAUCAUGAAAAAUCAGUAGAUUAUCAUCCAACUGUUAUGCAUGCUGAAUGUGAAACUCUUGCUUAAGGUAUGAAAUCAAAACCAUUUUGGUUUUUAAUAUUUAUGGUGUUAUGUUCAAUUAUUUUUGGAAUGUUAUUAGCUAAUUGCUAUAAAGUAUUUGGAUAAACUGUAUUUAUUAUUAAUAUAUAUGUAUAUAGUUAGGUAUUGAUGAUGCAAAAUUAACAGUACUUGGUUCAGUUUAAGCUGUAUGUAAUGGUGGUUCAAGAUUUGGAUGGGCAGUUUUGUUUGAUAAAAUUGGUUUCAAAAAAGUUUAUUUGAUCAUAGCAGUGAUUAACUUAAUUUGUACUGCCACUAUUGGUUAUAUUGAUAAUAGUUAUGUUGGCUAUUUCAUUAUAUUAUGUGUAACAAUGUGUUGUGAAGGAGGAUUAUUCUCUUGUUAUCCUGCUGUAAGUGCAAAAAUAUUUGGACAUAAAGUAAGAUGAUUAAUUAAAUAUUAAAAGGUGGGACCCAUUAUUUAUGGUGGUUUAUUCUUUGUUAUUGGUUUAUCAAAUAUGUUAGGAUAUUUAUUGUACAAAUUUGGAGAACCUAAAAUAGGUUAUGGUGGAGUAUUUUGGAUUGUCUUUGGAUUUUGUUGUGUUGCAUUUAUUUUAGGAAUAUUCUUUAAAGAAGAACAUGAUUGGAAAAAAAAAUGAA
This is a messenger RNA of Paramecium pentaurelia, 1607 nucleotides long. The record is from the annotation of a GenBank genome assembly. NCBI's taxonomy places the organism in Eukaryota, Ciliophora, Oligohymenophorea, Peniculida, Parameciidae.